Messenger RNA from Monopterus albus (swamp eel), 1154 nucleotides. RefSeq names its product urotensin-2 receptor. NCBI's taxonomy places the organism in Eukaryota, Metazoa, Chordata, Actinopteri, Synbranchiformes, Synbranchidae. Gene Ontology annotation, biological process: blood vessel diameter maintenance; neuropeptide signaling pathway; regulation of blood pressure. The record is from RefSeq and is a predicted model, not a curated record. Gene Ontology annotation, cellular component: plasma membrane. Gene Ontology annotation, molecular function: urotensin II receptor activity. The transcript has a single exon. The coding region runs from base 34 to 1122 and encodes 362 amino acids.
AGAAACAACAGGAGGCGAGCAUCCGAACGCGCAAUGAAUAACAAAUCUAUUAAUUUAAACCCGAGUCCGCCGCGGAUUGGCGGCGGCGGUUCCCAGACUGUGGAUAAUGAACUCGUUAUCACCUCUACUUUCGGGACGCUCCUUUCCGUUGUCUACAUAAUUGGAGUGUCGGGGAAUGUCUACACACUGGUGGUGAUGUGUCACUCGAUCCGCUUCGCCACUUCCAUGUACAUCUCCAUCAUCAACCUGGCCCUGGCGGACCUUCUCUACCUCUCCACCAUCCCCUUCGUGGUGUCCACUUACUUCCUGAAGGACUGGUACUUUGGGGAUGUGGGCUGCCGCAUCCUGCUCAGCCUGGACCUCCUCACCAUGCACGCCAGCAUCUUCACCCUCACCGUCAUGUGCAUGGAACGCUACUUGGCUGUCACCAAGCCGCUGGACACAGUGAGACGUUCCAAGAGCUACCGCAAAGCUCUGGCGUGGGGUGUGUGGCUGCUUUCUCUGGUCCUCACUGUGCCCAUGAUGAUAAUGGUCGCCCAGACCACUAAAACUACGCCGGACGGAGGCGUAAAGAGGAUGUGCGCACCCACCUGGGCGCCCUUGGCUUAUAAAGUAUACGUGACCGUUCUGUUUGGCACCAGCAUCAUGGCACCGGGGCUCAUUAUCGGUUACUUGUACGUCAGGUUAGCUCGCAUUUACUUAGAGUCACAGCGCAACUCUGUGAUCAGCAAAGGUAGCAAGCGAUCACCUAAACAGAAAGUGCUGAUCAUGAUUUUCACCAUUGUGCUGGUGUUCUGGGCGUGCUUCCUGCCGUUCUGGAUCUGGCAACUGUUGCCUCUGUACCACACCAAGCCCCUGAGCCUGGCCUCGCAGACACACACCUGCAUCAACUACCUGGUAGCGAGCCUCACAUACAGCAACAGCUGCAUUAACCCUUUCCUCUACACGCUCCUCACCAAGAACUACAGGGAGUAUCUGAAGAACAGACACAGGAGCUUCUACAGGUACACGUCCUCGUUUAAGCAGCGACCGCCCAGCCUCUAUUCCUGGGUGAAGUCUGCAUCCUCAAGCAAUCAGUUUGAGUUCAACUCAGAAAAUCUGGUCAUGGGAACACUGAAGUGAGUCGUGUGAAAGAGAAGAGAAGUCUUUUGGAA